CGUUCUUCCCGCCGAACCCGCCGUCGUACGAGCUGGUGAGGGAAGCAGCGACGGGGCAGAUGAUGAUGAGCCGAUUCCCGCACAGGGAGAAUGUGGAGGUGAUGAAGUUACCUACGCGGCGGGGCACGGAGAUCGUUGCCGUCUAUAUACGAAACCCGAUGGCCACGUCGACGCUGCUAUACUCGCAUGGAAACGCGGCCGAUCUUGGUCAGAUGUAUGAGCUAUUCGUGGAACUCAGCAUCCAUCUCCGUGUCAAUCUUAUGGGGUAUGAUUACUCUGGCUAUGGUCAAUCAUCUGGAAAGCCAACAGAGCAGAAUACAUAUUCUGAUAUUGAGGCCGCAUAUAAGUGUCUGAUUGAGAAUUAUGGCACGAAGGAGGAAAAUAUUUUACUUUAUGGGCAAUCUGUCGGAAGCGGACCUACUCUCAAUCUCGCCGCAAGGCUUCAAUGCUUACGAUCGGUUGUUUUACACAGCCCCAUAUUAUCUGGUUUAAGAGUGAUGUAUCCUGUUAAACGGACAUACUGGUUCGACAUCUACAAGAAUAUUGACAAGAUUCCGUUAGUCAAUUGUCCUGUGCUAAUAAUACAUGGAACGGCCGACGAUGUAGUGGACUUCUCUCAUGGAAAACAACUUUGGGAACUAUGCAAAGAAAAAUACGAACCAUUAUGGCUCGCAGGAGGAAAACAUUGCGAUUUAGAACUUUUCCCUGAAUAUAUCAGACAUUUGAAAAAAUUUAUAUCAACGGUCGAAAAAUCACCCUCCCAUAAACUCAGCUGCAGAAGAAGCAGCACUGACCACUCCGAACCUGCUAGGAAAAGUUUUGAUUUCUGGGAGAAAUUUAGAAAAAAUUUAAUCAAAUCUAACGGUAAAGAAAAGCAUAAAUUUAAAUUCUCAGUUGAAGGGAUGGAGAAGCAUAGGAGAAGUGUGGAUUGUAUUGAAAGGACGAAUAGGAAUACUGAAAUGGUGGAAAGAGGUAGGAGAAGUGUGGACAGAUUGGAUAGAAUAAGGGCUGGGUAA
This is a messenger RNA of Phalaenopsis equestris, 1016 nucleotides long. RefSeq names its product protein ABHD17B-like. NCBI's taxonomy places the organism in Eukaryota, Viridiplantae, Streptophyta, Magnoliopsida, Asparagales, Orchidaceae. The record is from RefSeq and is a predicted model, not a curated record.